Messenger RNA from Oncorhynchus masou masou (cherry salmon), 1804 nucleotides. RefSeq lists its product as uncharacterized. NCBI's taxonomy places the organism in Eukaryota, Metazoa, Chordata, Actinopteri, Salmoniformes, Salmonidae. The transcript has 5 exons. The record is from RefSeq and is a predicted model, not a curated record. The coding region runs from base 415 to 1560 and encodes 381 amino acids.
CCACAAUUCCCCGGGACGUGUAAAUGUCCUACUUCAAUUCGUUUGAGUGUCUUGUUGUAUUAUAGUUUUGCUAAAUUCUUUUCUAUUUUUAUUCAAUUUAGCUUUUAUUUGUGUAGUGUUUUAUUCACUUAAAUGCAUUGUGGGUAGUCCAUCCUGCGUAGGCUAUAUGACAAAUACACUAACUAAUAACGAAAGCUGAAGUUCACGGUUUCACGUAAUCCAUAGCCCUUCUCAUACGGGCUAUAUAUAUAUACAUGUGUCAAAGUCAACCCCUGUAGGUGUGAUCGCGUCACCAGUCGUAUUAGUCAGAGAUGGGACCACUACAUAAAGUGGCGCAACAGACGUGAUGACAGAAACUCGUCCCUCGCUCUACUGCUGCGGUCAAAACAAAACUGACUGCGGUUGGUCCGGCGGAUGAUGAAUGAGGAGAUGUUUGAUAAUCCCAUUUAUAGCAGCUGCCUUGGUCCAAUGGGCUUCACCGAAGGAGACCGGGAAUCCUUACGGAAACCAUGCAACCGAACUCACCUCUCAGGGUCUGAAUGCGUCAGAAGACACUACAUACUACUGCUGUGUGUGGUAGUAGUGGGGUGUACUGUGGCUGUCAUAAGUCUGUUUGCCCAGAAAAACAAUCAAAUUGCACAGAGACAGCAGUCAAAUAUUGAAACCUCCGCGGCAGAGAGAGAAGAGAUUAAGUCUCUGAAAUCAGAGGACUACAGCGUUCUUCUAAAUAUGAUUUUAAAGCAGGAAGGGUGGAGGUAUAUCAACUCCAGUUUGUACUACAUCUCUACUGAGACCAAGUCCUGGGGUGAGAGCAGACCUUACUGCCAACGGAAGGGAUUGGACCUGGUGACCAUAAACAGCAAAGACGAAGAGGACUUUCUCCUUGAAGUGGUCCGUGCUAAGAAUUUGGAUGUAGCCUGGAUUGGUUUGUCUCCCAACAACACAAAGGAGAUGUCAACACGGGUGAAGAGAGGUGUGGGGCCAGAGGAAGGUGCUCAGGACGAGGACUGUGCUAAGCUUACGCUAUAUGAGACACCUGCAGUGAAAGAAGUAACCGGGAGACAAUGUGGGACACAAAAAUACUGUAUUUGUGAAAAAUACCUGGAUGUCAAAAAGUGGAGGGAACAACUGCUAGCUUCAGCUUUUCUUUUUAAAUGGAGGGAACAACUGCUAGCUUCAACGUUCCUUUUUAAAUGGAGGGAACAACCGCUAGCUUCAACAUUCCUUUUUAAAUGGAGGGAACAACCGCUAGCUUCAACGUUUCUUUUUAAAUGGAGGGAACAACCGCUAGCUUCAACGUUCCUUUUUAAAUGGAGGGAACAACUGCUAGCUUCAACGUUCCUUUUUAAAUGGAGGGAACAACCGCUAGCUUCAACGUUUCUAUUUAAAUGGAGGGAACAACUGCUAGCUUCAACGUUUCUUUUUUUAAAUGGAGGGAACAACUGCAUUUUCCAAGAAGCAACUGUUAGUCAUUCCAGUCAGGUUGGUGAGGGUUUUACCCUGAGAUACACAUAUGCAACAUAUAUUAAGGAAAGUUCCAUGGGUAGUUUUCUGUGGUAGGAAAACCCCCCUGCAUUGUUCCAAUACGCAAAAGCACUUUCAGUCAAUAAGCUUUCCAUUUUAGCCAGACAGUUUUCAACUGAAGUCAAUGGGCAGAUGGAUAAAAACAUUUUUUUAAUAUUUUUUUUCAAGUAAACAAAUAUUUCACAUGAAUUUCUCGUAAAAACAACAUUUAGUAAAACAUUGUGUUUAGACGGGGGGCUGACACAGCAGGGUAGUAACACACACCACACACACCAUACAC